Messenger RNA from Emys orbicularis (European pond turtle), 1113 nucleotides. It is a transcript of the gene SUMF1, whose product is annotated as sulfatase modifying factor 1. Gene Ontology annotation, cellular component: endoplasmic reticulum. Bases 1 to 1113 code for a protein of 370 amino acids. The transcript is spliced from 9 exons. The record is from RefSeq and is a predicted model, not a curated record. NCBI's taxonomy places the organism in Eukaryota, Metazoa, Chordata, Testudines, Emydidae.
AUGGCUGCGCCCAGGGCAGGGCGGGCUGUCCCGAGCUGCCGCCGCUGGGUUCUGGUGCUGGGCUUGGCGCUGUGCUCAGUGCCCGGGACGGCUGCGAGCUCCUCCUCUUCCGCCCAGGGGACGUGCGGCUGUAGCUCGGGCCGGGGGAGCGGCGGGGAGGCGGCUGCGGCGGCGGCCCGGAGGUAUUCCCCGGAGGCCAAUGCCCCAAGUCCGGCCGUGGGGCCGGUCACCCGCAAGGGGCCAGCUGCGCACAGUCAGAUGGCCCUUAUUCCAACAGGAAUGUUCACAAUGGGUACUGAUGAACCUGAAAUACAGCAAGAUGGGGAAUGGCCUGCUAGAAAAGUCCAUGUUAGCCAGUUCUAUAUGGAUCGGUAUGAGGUCAGCAAUGUGGAGUUUGAGAAAUUUGUAAAUGCCACUGGCUAUGUUACAGAGGCAGAGAAAUUUGGAGACUCCUUUGUGUUUGAGGGUAUGUUGAGCGAACAAGUGAAGACUGAAAUCCAGCAAGCAGUUGCAGCUGCUCCCUGGUGGAUGCCUGUUAAAGGAGCUAAUUGGAGGCAACCUGAGGGACCAGAUUCUAGUAUCUCAAAGAGAAUGGAUCACCCAGUUCUUCAUGUCUCCUGGAAUGAUGCUGUAGCGUAUUGCACGUGGGCGGGAAAACGAUUACCCACAGAAGCUGAAUGGGAGUACAGCUGUCGAGGGGGCCUUGAGAAUAGACUUUUCCCAUGGGGCAAUAAGCUUCAGCCAAAAGGUCAGCACUAUGCCAAUAUCUGGCAGGGAGAAUUCCCAAUAAGCAAUACUGGAGAGGAUGGAUACAAAGGAACUGCACCAGUUACAGCAUUUCCGCCAAAUGGCUAUGGCUUAUACAACAUAGUGGGAAAUGCCUGGGAGUGGACAUCUGACUGGUGGGCUGUUCAUCAUUCUGCGGGUGAAACUCGCAACCCAAAAGGGCCCUCAUCAGGGACUGACAGAGUGAAGAAAGGUGGAUCCUAUAUGUGCCAUAAGUCCUAUUGCUACAGGUAUCGCUGUGCAGCCCGCAGUCAAAACACUCCUGAUAGUUCUGCUUCAAACCUGGGAUUCCGUUGUGCAGCAGACACUCUGCCAGCUUUACAGUGA